CAUUGUAAUGUCAGUCAGUUUGUUUUUUCAAAACUAUAGCCAUGUUUAUGUUCCCGGAACCUAAUCCCAAAGAUUUUCGCCUACGUUGCAUCAGUUUUAAUUCUACAAGUUCGGAAUUAUUCACACCAGACGCCUUUCCACGAUGCACUCAAACCAAUUUGGGACUUUAUUCUUAUCCGUUAACAAAUACAACAAAUGAAUACGUCGUCAAAAAAGUAAAAGAUACCAUCUUGGACAAAUGGACACAUAAUGCAAAAGCCUGGUGGAUCGGUAAACCAGGCGAAAACGCGCAAUUGAUGUUUGACAUGCAUUUAAAAACGAAAGAUAACCGAGAGAUUGAUCCAAGAUUUAUAGCUAAAACAUCUAUUUUGCCAAGAUCAUAUCAAUAUGAACAAGAUUGUAUGGAAUCACGUCGACAACAAAGAUUAUUACAGAAAAUUAAACAGGACGAAGCAGAACAACUACAUGGAGAAUUAGUAGACACUUGUAUCUGUCCUGAGAGCAGUACACUUGUUAGUGAUACAAAUCCACAGAAUAUACAAGAAGACGGCUUUCCGCGUUGGCAGAAACCUCCUGAAUUGUUCGCAGAAUCCCAACACGAUCCUUGCAAACGACGAGCAGAAUUUCAAAAAGUUGGUCAAACAUAUCGCACAGAAGCAUGUCGUUUUAUUAUGACAACUACCCGCCCCCACCACCUGCUAAAUUUGUUCAAAAGUUUGUAAAAUAGUAGGCUCAGUCUGAAAUAUGUCAAAAUGUUUACAACAUAAAAUUCCAGUCAAACGAUACCAACGCAAUUUUUUUUCAUGUAAAAUUAUUCAAAUUCUCAGUUGUAUACAAUAUUCGUAAAUAAUUUAGAAUAAACUCUUUUCACGAUGGAAAA
Molecule: messenger RNA, 880 nt
Organism: Dalotia coriaria
Lineage: Eukaryota; Metazoa; Arthropoda; Insecta; Coleoptera; Staphylinidae
Exons: 3
Coding region: 42-722 (226 amino acids)
Source: RefSeq, a predicted model, not a curated record